UUAUCUGUAAAAAGCCGGCCAGCUGUAGAGCGGAACAACACACACCGAACACUUCAUGAUUGUUAGACUGCAGGCUGCAGCACAGGCCAUCCCGUCCUCCUGUAUUGGUAGGCGGGGGACCAGAUGAGACCACAGUGUCAUCAACAGGCCGUGACCCAGGACAUCUACAUGCCACACGAGAGUCCUACCUGCGCACAUACAGAACGUCGUGCGCGUGUAUCUGCAAUUGCACGCUUUGCACGCGCAGAACGCACACAGCCGUCGCUCGCAUUCAAGUCAUAAAAAGGCUCGGGAAAGAGAAAGACAAAAGUGGAUAAAAGGAACGCAGGAAAGGAGAGUAAGCUGUCCUGAGAAGCAUCGUCGUGUCUUGACGCCGCGAACGUGAUUCACUGAGGCAGAGAGUGAAAAAACAAAGAUGAAACCGCAAAGACGUUGGACUUUGGAAAUGCGCACCAAGACUGUUUUGGUCCCCAAAAAAAAAAAGGAAAGGACACUCUGAGAUAAGGUGAGGGUAGGUCUGGCACGGCUGAAAGAGCAGGCACAUUGUGGCCGUGUCACCUGUUGCAUGUGCGUCAUCUUCCCACGACACGCGCCUGCCUGCCUGCCGACGCCCGCGCACGGGCGCACGGAUAUAGCCGCAGAUGUGGAACGUGGACACCAACAGACGCACGCAUGGGCCUCGUGGCUUUGAUUUGAGAAGAUACUACAGCGAUAUGUUUGUCGAGGUACAUUUGUUAUCUUAGACUGACAGUGACGGUAGGCCCACCAGUGGCCCUCUCUCCGACAACAUCUCUCAUUGAAUCAGCUGGGUUUGAUGAGAGAGAGAGAGAGAGAUAGUAAAAAAAGAUUAAAAAAAUAAACAACUCAAGGUUCGAAAACACUCAUAAACAUCAGCAGAAAUCAAGACAGAAGUAAGCGGACUAAUUUAUCUCAGUGAAACCUCAACUGGCGUCCAGUCGGUUUCUAAAACUACUAAACAUCUGACUGAAGACCAGGGUAAGGACAAUAUUAUGCUCAAAGAAUUUCAGCUGCUUGUGAUAACCGUCACACUGCUCUGCCAUGGAAGUGAAAUAAAAGGAGAGAAUCACUACAUCAACAAAUGGGCAGCCCAAAUAGAAGGUGGUCUUGACCAGGCCACGAGAAUCGCAAAGCGCCAUGGAUACAGUUUGGUUGAAGCAAUUCCUCACCUGGAUGACUUCUACAUUUUACUUCGCGAUGAUGUCCCCACGAGAUCCAAGCGCAGCGCACAUCAUCACACACGCCGCCUCACCGAGGACAGCGAGGUGAUCUGGGCAGAACAGCAGGUGUCGAAAUCUCGUGUUAAAAGAGAAGUUAAAGCAAGCUACAUUCGAAGUGAUGGAAGUGUUGGAUUCAAUGAUCCGAUGUACAACUCCCAGUGGUACCUUCACGGCAAGCAGGACGAGCACCAGGUCCGCAGACAGGGUCCCAUCAAGAACAUGGCGAUCGAAGAGGCCUGGAAGACAGGAGCUACGGGCAAAGGAGUCGUCCUUUCAGUUCUGGACGACGGUAUUGAGCACAACCAUACGGAUCUUGCCCAAAACUACGACCCGUUUGCCAGCGGUGAUCUCAAUGACAACGACGACGACCCUUUCCCUCGCUAUGACAUCACCAAUGAAAACAAACACGGGACUCGGUGUGCCGGAGAAAUCGCCAUGAUUGCCAACAAUGGUGUGUGUGGUGUGGGCGUCGCCUUCAAGAGCAGGAUUGGUGGUGUGCGCAUUCUAGAUGGCAAGGUGACAGACGAGAUCGAGGCCAGGUCCCUGACCUACAACCUUUCUCACAUCGACAUCUACUCCGCCAGCUGGGGUCCCAAUGAUGAUGGCAACACUUUAGAAGGCCCGGGGAAACUGGCGUCGCUGGCUCUACAGAAAGGUGUUACUCAGGGCCGACAAGGCAAGGGGGCCAUCUACAUGUGGGCUUCCGGAAAUGGCGGGCGCAUGCGUGACAACUGCAACUGCGACGGCUACACAUCAUCCAUCUACACGUUGUCGGUGUCGUCGGCGUCUGAGCAUGGUAUCAAGCCUUGGUACAGCGAGCGCUGCGCCUCCACCUUCACCUCCGCUUACUCCAGCGGCAACAUGGCCGACCACUCCGUGGUGAGUGCAGACCUCCACAACCUGUGCACCACUCAACAUACGGGUACAUCGGCUGCUGCGCCCAUCGCAGCAGGAAUAGUGGCUCUGGCGCUGGAGAAAAACCCCUCUCUAACAUGGCGGGACGUGCAACAUCUGGUGGCGUGGACGUCCAACAUGGGGCCUCUAGAGGCUGAGAGUGGAUGGUUCCAGAAUGCUGCCGGCUUCUGCGUCAACCCAGCUUUUGGUUUCGGCCUCAUGGACGCUUUCAAGCUGGUCGUCACCGCUGACCCGGAGACCUGGGUGAACGUGCCACCCCAGGUCACGUGCACAGUGAAAGCGAGUAAUGCGUCUAACCUCCCUCAGAACCUGAACUCCGGACAUUUCAUCGAGGUGCAGAUACAAACAAACGGGUGCGAAGACACCCCUAAUGAGGUGAACUACAUAGAGCAUAUAGAAGUCGUCUUCUCCCUCUCCUACACCAAGAGAGGUGACAUCGGAGCUUCACUAGUAUCGCCAUCAGGCACCGAGACAGUGCUAAUGGAGCCCAGAGAGUAUGACAGAUCAUCAGAAGGUUUUGACGAAUGGCCUCUAAUGGCGGUGCACUUCUGGGGGGAGAAACCUGAGGGAACAUGGCGCUUCAGGGUCUACGACAAAACGGACAAUAAGAACCACGGUGUGCUGACAAACGUUUCCUUGGUCAUUCACGGCACCAAAGAGAUCCCUAACCACAUGAAGAACGGACCCAAGAAGUGUGACGUAGAGAUGAAGGCGUAUCAAAAGAAUAUGCAAGAAAAGCCAAAAGAAAACGAGGAGGCUCAGUACGCAGACACGGAGGUCAAGGCUGGGUUGAUGAAGACCAUUGAGGGCUUGCUGGCAUCCUCCGCCAUCAACAGCACGCUGCCGCCUGCCAAAGCGCGGGAAAAUGCACUCAUUGACCUUCUGCAAAGAGUGUAUGUCUGAUGUUAGCAUCGGGGCCUAGGCGCAGCUGUUGACAUUAAAAUUGUUUGGGAGCCAGACACUGCUGAG
Pomacea canaliculata is the source of this 3122-nucleotide messenger RNA. RefSeq names its product neuroendocrine convertase 1-like. Lineage: Eukaryota; Metazoa; Mollusca; Gastropoda; Architaenioglossa; Ampullariidae. Bases 1011 to 3056 code for a protein of 681 amino acids. Gene Ontology annotation, biological process: protein processing. Gene Ontology annotation, molecular function: serine-type endopeptidase activity. The transcript is spliced from 17 exons. The record is from RefSeq and is a predicted model, not a curated record. Gene Ontology annotation, cellular component: trans-Golgi network; Golgi membrane.